AUGUGGCACAAGGAAAUGGCCAUCCUCUCGGCGGCUGCCUCGGCGGUUCUCGCGAGCGUUGACCUCGUAGCUGCCACUGGCGGCAUCGCCAACGUCGAGCACGGCACUACACUCCCCGUGGAAUCUCGUAUCCUCGACCUGCCCGCCAAACCCAAGCGUUCCAUCGGUCCCCACCUCGAAUCCAAGACCUUCCCCCAUGACAACCCCUUCAACAUCACCGAGGAGGAAGCCCGCAAGCACGGCCACAAGAUCAUCCCCGUCGAAAGCGACCUCUGGGACGAGCUUGUCGAGAGCUCCGGCAUCAACAGAGACCACCGCAAGAACGCAUCCCUCUCGAAAAGGGCAAAAUGCGGUAAGAACUGGGACGACGACGACGACCCGCCUAAUCCGACCGACUGGUGCACCCCGAUCAGGAACACCGGGACGUGCAUGCUGGGCCUCUGGGUGAACCGCUUGGUCCCCCACACCGGCCCCAACCGCGGCUGGGUCUUUGACAACACCUGCGAGUGGAUCGGCGAGAACGUACCCGCCGCCUAUUACGACUGGCAGGAGAUCUGCUCCAAGCUCAAGUACGUCACGUUGUUCUUUAUUAACCCGGAUCGAUGGCCUUACAUGGCCUACGCCGGCCACUACUACAGCAGCUGGGACGCCGGCUGGGAGCUUUACUAUCCCGGUGGGAAGGAGGGCACCCGGCACCCCCCAAGAUACUACUACCGCCGCUACUUCAACUGCUCGGCCACUUAG
Molecule: messenger RNA, 744 nt
Organism: Colletotrichum graminicola M1.001
Lineage: Eukaryota; Fungi; Ascomycota; Sordariomycetes; Glomerellales; Glomerellaceae
Exons: 1
Coding region: 1-744 (247 amino acids)
Source: RefSeq, a predicted model, not a curated record